Prorocentrum cordatum is the source of this 330-nucleotide messenger RNA. Lineage: Eukaryota; Dinophyceae; Prorocentrales; Prorocentraceae. The record is from the annotation of a GenBank genome assembly.
GACUGCGAGGACGGCCUGGACGCAGCCGUGUGCCUGCUGCAGCACCUCGGCAGCGAGCCGCCUGCCAGCGGCAAGCUUCCGGCGGCCACUUCCGUGCCCGCGCCGUCCUUGCACACCUCGCCGGAGCAGCCCGGCGAGUCAACUCGUUCGAACAGUUCGGACGUGCUGGCUUUGUUCAGCACGUUGCGGCAGAAGGCCCGCUCUGCCGACUCUGCUGGCAUCCCCUGGAUCGUCCCCGUCGUGGCGCUUAUCCUGCCGGUGCUGGCGUUUAGCGCGGUGCUGCUGGGGGGCGCCUUCGGCUCCCCCGGCCAGGCGUUCGGCGAGCUCUAG